AGCGCCCAUUCGGAGAUCUUACAGUGAUCAAAGUUUUGGAAGGACACCCCCUGGCACACCGACAAAGCUCAAACAGACUCUGGCCAGACACCCAUCCAGUCUACGAGGUUCAGGACGUCCCCUCCUCCAGAGAUCUUCUCCCUCUGCCCACACCAGUGACCCUCAGGCCCAGCACCCGCCCUCCAGUCCCUACAGCCUCUCAUCUCCUCAGUCCUUUCUGCAGACAGCCAGGGCACUGGGCCUGCAGGCCUCACAGCGCCUCCUGCAGGCAGUCACCCAGAAAUACAGGUUGAAAAACGAAGGGAAGCCCCCAGCUGCCAGGUUCAUGGCCGAGGUUCCUGCUGCAGCACAGGUGGAGCUCAGCAAGAGAAGGGUGAUGAUGGAGAGCUGGAGCCCCGAGGAGGAUGGAGGAGCUGCAGUUGAGUUCAUCAUCCUCAGGAGACAGGUGAUGAAGAUGAGCCGUCGGCUGGCGUCUCUGGAGCGUCACAGCACGGAGCGGAGGAACACUGAGGUGGUUUUGUUCUCUCUGCUGCUGUCAGCCUGCAUGCUGAACGUGUGGCUGUGGAUCCGCAGAUAGCACACACUGAACAACACACACACACACACACAGCGAAUGUCACAAACACACCUUAAACACUCUGUGUGACACAAAGACACAAACACUACAGAACGAUUGAUGUAGAAACAGGAAAUAGUCCAGAAUGCACUGCAGCUGCUGUCCACCCCACAGGUGAAUAUUUGAGUGACUGCAUGUUGAUGGUUAAGGUCACCUGUCAGCUACAUGAUGAUGCUCUGUGACACGUGCAGGUGUUUCAACCUGAAUACUACAGCGGGAUGAUGAUGUGAUGCAGUGUAAUGAUCUGUGUUAGGAAUGUUUGUCAUUUUAAUCUUAGAAACUAAAGAUCUAUCACAUGAAACUAUGAGCACCAGUGAAUACAAACCUAACACUGUUUGAAGUCUGAUUGUUACAUUUGUUAUUUUAGACUUUUCUUGAAGCUGUGCCGAUAUUCUCUGAAGCAGCAUUUCUGUAAAUGUCUCUAUUAAUGUCUUUAUAUUUAAUAAAGUAGAGUUUAUAUUUGAAA
Messenger RNA from Labrus bergylta (ballan wrasse), 1082 nucleotides. The record is from RefSeq and is a predicted model, not a curated record. NCBI's taxonomy places the organism in Eukaryota, Metazoa, Chordata, Actinopteri, Labriformes, Labridae.